Hypanus sabinus (Atlantic stingray) is the source of this 2216-nucleotide messenger RNA. RefSeq names its product carboxylesterase 5A-like. Gene Ontology annotation, cellular component: synapse; cell surface. NCBI's taxonomy places the organism in Eukaryota, Metazoa, Chordata, Chondrichthyes, Myliobatiformes, Dasyatidae. Gene Ontology annotation, molecular function: neurexin family protein binding; signaling receptor activity. The record is from RefSeq and is a predicted model, not a curated record. The transcript has 13 exons. Gene Ontology annotation, biological process: modulation of chemical synaptic transmission; neuron cell-cell adhesion; postsynaptic membrane assembly. Bases 187 to 1842 code for a protein of 551 amino acids.
GGUCAGGCCUGGAUACAUCCAGCUCUUGGCAGAGUUUUAAAGGCUUGACAGUGGGUGUGUCUGCAAAGAGCCCGACACACACUGGAUAUUCGAGACCGAGGCAGACUCACAUCGGUGCGGCCAGCUGCCACUCUGGGUCACCAAGAACCUACUGACCCUCAUACCACCCACCUCUGUACCAACAGGAUGGAGCAGUGCCCCCACAAGAUCCUCCUCACCCUCACCUGCGCUGCUCUGUGGACGAUCUCCUCGGCAGGCGUCCAGCGCUUGACUCCCACCGUCUUGACGGAAGAUGGGUGGCUUUGGGGAAGGCAGAUGGAAGUGGAAGGAAGUCACAGACCAGUACACGGGUACUUGGGGAUCCCGUUCGCUGCACCUCCGGUCGGCCCGCUAAGAUUCGCUCCUCCCCAGAGACCACAGCCAUGGACAGGGAUUCGGAAUGCCACCAGCCAUCCUCCCAUGUGUCUGCAGAGGAUUCGGAGAACCCCGGUGCCCUUUGUCGUAGCAGCCAGCGAGGACUGUCUAUAUCUCAGUGUCUACACGCCCGCCUCUGCUGCUCAGCACAGGAGCCCUGUACCAGUCAUGGUUUUCAUCCAUGGAGGUGCCUUCAUUCUGGGAAAGAGUUCCUUAUUCUAUGGGUCGGCAUUGGCCAGCGUCGGGAACGUGGUGGUGGUGGUGGUCCAGUACCGGAUCAGCGUGGCCGGAUUCCUCAGCACGGGAGACGAGUGGGCCAGGGGUAACUUUGGCUUCCUGGACCAAGUGGCAGCUCUGCAGUGGGUGCAGAGGAACAUCGGGCAGUUUGGGGGCGACCCCCGGCAGGUCACACUGUUCGGAGAGUCUGUUGGCAGUCUCAGCGUCUCCCUGCACGCACUGUCUCCGCUCUCUGCCAACCUGUUCCACAAGGCCAUUUUACAGAGUGGGAGUGCACUGAUGCCAGGCGUGUUACCUCCGCUACCAACCCAGCUGGUACACGAAGCCGCUGAGAUCGCGGGCUGCAAUGACACCCAGUCCCAGGUCCUGCUACAGUGUCUCCGGAACAAGACUGAGGAUGAGAUGUUCCAAAUCACCAACCGUGUGAAUGAUCUCUACCAGUUAAUACCCAUUGUGGUGGAUGGAUAUUUCCUUCCUGAUGAUCCUCAAAAGAUGUUCCAGGAUGGAAAGUUCCGGAAGAUCCCGUAUCUCAUGGGGGUGACUACCGAGGAGGCAGUGAAGAGUCUCGUACACCCAGAGGUCAUCAUCAAACCUGACUGGGAGGCCGGAAUAACCAGGGAUGAAAUUCGGGAGAAAAUAACAACAUAUCUGCACCCACUGUUUGGAGCUGAGAAUGGAGAAAUGAUUUUUGACGAAUACUUCAAGGAUGUCUACAGCCCUGACCUUCUGAAAGAGCGUUACCUCGACUUAUUCGGUGAUGUGUUUAUCACCAUUCCAACCCUGAGAGCGGCUCAGUACUACAGAGAUGAUGGAAACCCUGUGUUUUUGUACGAAUUCCAGCAUCGUGCCAGCUUCUAUGAAACAAGAAUACCCCAGUUCACAAGGGCUGCUCACGGGGCUGAACUUUCGUUUGUCUUUGGAGGCCCCUUCAUCCGGGAUUUUGACGAACUGCUUGGCAACACGUCUGAGCAGGAGAGACAGCUGAGCAAGUCGGUGAUGUUGUAUUGGGCAGAGUUUGCACGCAGCGGGAACCCCAACUUGAAUAACCUUCCAGUCUGGCCAAUGAACAGUGACCAUGACGAAUACAUGCAACUCAACCUAACUCUGCAUGUGGGCUGCAGCUUGAAGACAGAUAAGCUCCAGUUCUGGUCCAACAAACCUGCAAGAAAAAUUGCAAAAAUAUUAAUCUAAUUGCAAAUUCAUUCCAAUUCAAUUCUGUGUCUGGUACAACCAAAAUCAUUCUACUUUCUAAUGGCAAACCCAACAGAGGGAGAUUACAGAUUCCAGUCAAGGACGUACACAAACACACACCCAUGCUUUUAUACCAACUCAAACUAGGAGAAGCUUUUAAUUUGUCAUUUUGUUUACAAAUCACCAAUUAGUUAGCUUAGGGUGGGAAUGCCAAUAAAAAAUAGAAUAGAGAUGAGGGUCCAAAUUGGAUGGGCUGCUAAAUGCUGAGAAAUUAGCUGGAAAAUGUGUAGAACAGAGUGGAAACAGCAAAAUUAGCCUCUGUUCCCAACAAAGCAUCUAUAUCAGUAGUGAAUAUAUUAAAAUAAAGUAUAACA